UUAAGGUGGAGGUUGAGGGGCAAAAAAGGAAGAACAAUUGUGAGGAGGUGAUGAAUUUGGAGAUCCAAAUGAAAGGAUAAGAAACAGGUGAUGAUCUUUUUCCUGGCUUCCACCUAAACAAUUUUGGAAUUCAAAUUCAAAUUCAAUUGCAUGCAAAUGGAUGUUUAUUCACAUAUUUCAUCACCACCUUUCAUAUCGCAUCGUUUCUCUUCUUCACGAUACCAACCUUUCAAGCUUCUCUGUUCCAAGGAAUCUCAAUCGAAAGACGAUAAGGGUGAUAAAUCUUCAACAGAUUGGGACAAGGCAUGGUCAAAAUUGAAGAAGCAAGGGGGCAAAAAACCCUUCUCCAAAUUUUCAGAUAAGUAUGUGAGUUGGAAUCCAAGGCGUUCAGAAUUCCCUCUUUCUGAGGAGGUUGAUCCUAUUAAGAGAACAGAGAGAUCAAACCUCAUGUUCUGGAAUAGUCCCACUUUCACUCUUGGGGGUGCAAUUAUUAUUGUCACAUUUCUUUUAUUGUACACCAUUCUUGCACCAAUACCAAUCAAGUGAUCUCUUUCAAAGCAAUGUAAUUGUAGAAAUGAAGUUUUAUUUCACAGAAAAUGUAAAUCCUUUUCCAUUGAAGUUGAUGCUUCUCCCUUUCCUUCUCUAGUGUUGCUGCUUCAAUCACUUGAAACAAUUUUCUUCCUCCACUUGUCAUUGGUUUUUCAUUGUUAAUCUAUUUUCAGAUGGGUUUUCUACA
Molecule: messenger RNA, 736 nt
Organism: Vigna unguiculata (cowpea)
Lineage: Eukaryota; Viridiplantae; Streptophyta; Magnoliopsida; Fabales; Fabaceae
Product: 2,3-bisphosphoglycerate-independent phosphoglycerate mutase
Source: RefSeq, a predicted model, not a curated record